Molecule: messenger RNA, 1335 nt
Organism: Salpingoeca rosetta
Lineage: Eukaryota; Choanoflagellata; Craspedida; Salpingoecidae
Exons: 5
Coding region: 1-1335 (444 amino acids)
Source: RefSeq, a predicted model, not a curated record
AUGUGCUUGUCUGUGGUGGCUGCCAUCAAGAACGGGCUGGCAUUUGAUGCGCGCAUUGCAAAGGCGUGGCUGCGGCCAACUCAAGACGACCACGGCCCAAGCCGAUCACCGCCCUCGAUCUGCUUGUGCUGUUGCUGCUUUACCAAGCACCAGAACGCCCACCGGCGCGGCGCGGAGACCACCGUGAUCAAGCUUGCAAGCACGGGCCGGCUCAUCGCCGCCAUGGCCGCUGCCACGUUUGCCAGACACACGCGCGCGUUCUUGAUGUGCUUCAAGUCGAUUGUGCAAAUGGCGGACAUCCUGAGCCAGCGGCAGGGGGCCGCGUGCCGCGACCUCGCCUUAACGGCCGGAGGUGGUCGGGGCGCUGGUGGCGCACAUUGGCACGGGGCAGGCACAGGAGGUGGACGCAGCCAUGCCUGUGCUGCUACUGUCGCUGGCCACAGACCACCCGAAGCUGCUGCACCCGUUCGCGUGCUCAUGCUGAACGGCAUCCUGGACUGCCUGAGCAACCUGCACUUCAUCCACAUCUGGCAGCUCUUCCGUGUCCUGACCACGCUCACGUUUGACCGCCAGCGCAUCCCCGCCGCAGGCCUCAUCGAUGACGAGAACGAGGAUGAGCUGAAACGCAGCGGCACCAUCGCUGCUACCACCGUCACCCGCACCUGGCUCACUCUCACCAACGACACAGACACCUCCAUCGGCCGCAACCAUCUCUCCUCGCUGUUGCAGACAUUGCAGCUCAUCUAUGUCGACAACACCAACAGCCAUCAAGAGCAAGCACAUCUAUCGGGAUGCGUGAACGGGGAUGGCGGACUCACCAUCGACCCACCGCCGCCACGGCCGCUUGGCUUCAGGUCGCUCGCCGACCCCGACCGAGAAGACGCUGCAGGCGCCGUUCGAGACGAAGCUGAAGCUGCCGGGGAUUGCCGCCGUGUUCGCGGGCAUGAUGCGCUGCAAGACCGAUGUGGAGACAGGGCUGCGGGAGCACGCUGCCGGGACGCGGACGUCUUCUUGUUCCUGAUGUCGCUGCAGCCCUUUGUAUGGUGGAACCUGUCGCUGGGGACGGACAACCUGAACCCGGAGGAGGAGACGGUGGAGGAGGUGCAGCACGAGAGUUGGGCGCAUCCCCGAUUGGCGUGGGCCUGCAGCGACGACGUGUUGUUCCGCACGGUCGUGGACGGACAGCGAGGACAGGCUGGCGACUCAGACAUCCAACGAGGCUGCUGGACGCGUGGGAGCUUGGUGUCUCGCACGCUGCCGAUACUGCCGCACUCUAACGUGCUGGAGCUGAUGCACCAGGCGGGCGUUGUGGGCGUGGACGCGAGGGUGAAAUAG